Molecule: messenger RNA, 908 nt
Organism: Eutrema salsugineum
Lineage: Eukaryota; Viridiplantae; Streptophyta; Magnoliopsida; Brassicales; Brassicaceae
Product: DNA-directed RNA polymerase V subunit 5A
Exons: 4
Coding region: 69-773 (234 amino acids)
Biological process (GO): DNA-templated transcription
Molecular function (GO): DNA-directed RNA polymerase activity; DNA binding
Source: RefSeq, a predicted model, not a curated record
ACACCGUUUCUAGUCCCCUUAAAAUCCGUCACUGUACUCAAGCUUGCUCAGAUAGCUAGGGAGAGAAAAUGGAGGGGAAAGGGAACGAGAAAGCUCCGGCUACGGGUUCAGGUUCGGGUCCGGGUUCGGGUCGGGGUAUGUGUCUGAGCAAGUACGAGGAUCCAAUGAGUGAAGAGAGUCAUAGAUACUACCUUGCGAGGCGGAAUGCUUUGAUGAUGCUCCGGGACAGAGGCUACGAAGUUUCCGCCGAAGAUAUCAAUCUCUCCCUCCAAGAUUUUCGAACUGUUUACGGCGAACAUCCCGAUGUAAACCGUCUCCGUAUCUCAGCUCAGCUUCGCUCCGAUUCUUCCAAAAAGGUCAAGGUUGUCUUUUUUGGUACUGGCAUGGUUAAAGUCAACGCAAUCCGUACUGUUGCAGCAGAUGUACUUAGCCAAGAAACCAUAUCCGGGCUGAUAAUGGUUCUGCAAAACCACGUAACCAAUCAAGCAUUGAAAGCCAUUGAACUUUUUUCUUUCAAGGUCGAGAUAUUCCAGAUAACCGACUUGCUAGUCAACAUAACCAACCAUGUACUUAAGCCGAAACAUCGGGUUUUGAAUGAUAAAGAAAAGACAGCACUUCUCAAGAAGUUUAAUAUCGAGGAAAAACAGCUUCCUCGGAUUUCAAAGAAAGACGCCGUUGUGCGGUACUACGGACUAGAGAAAGGGCAAGUUGUGAAAGUGAAUUACAGAGGCCAACUCACAGAGUCACAUGUUGCCUACCGUUGUGUGUGGUGAAGUAAACCAAAUUUUUGUUUUUAACCAUUUUGAGUGUAGUUAUUUUCAGCAAAACUUUUCCUUGGUUUUAUUCUUCAUCCUAGAAGAUCCUUUGCUGUAAACCCACGAUAAAAAUUUAGUAAACAAAAGAAGAUC